AUGGACCCUCAAAUGCAAACAAUUAAUCAGCCUCAUCAUCCUCAUAUACUGUCUGCACAAGUGCAGAUGAGAGAACAAUUACUGCACGAUGAUAUUGGUGAAAUAGACAUCACCCAAGAAACUCCGAUAUCUAUAAAGAAUGGACCUGGCCGCGUAUACCAACAACAACAACAGCAAUACUUUCCUUCACAACCACAACCACAAUUACAGCAACAAAGAAUGCCCCAUCCAAAUCAAUUAUAUCCUCAACAGGUAUAUGCUCAAAAUGCACAGAUGUAUCCUAGAGGGCAACAGCAGCAGCAACAGCCCCAAUCACAGCAAGAACAACCCCAGUUCAAUUACCAACAAAAUCAUCAUCAACCAACCCAAUUUCAACAAUAUCCAAACCAGAGGAUGAUCCCUCAAUAUAAUAAUAGCCAUACUAAUAUUCAACAAAGACAAUCACCACAACCACAACGGCAGCAGCUGCAGUACGUGGAUACAGAUCCUUAUGGUAAUGUGGUAACGAAGAGAGAUGAUGAUGACGAUGGUGAUAAUGGAAGAAGAUCGUAUUCUUUAAAUCAAAAGUCUAUAUCUAAUUUUUUUAAACAAAAAAGUCAUAUCUCCUUUGGUAAAAAUAAGAAAAAUACCUCUUCACAAGCAUCACCAUCAAACUCAGCUGAAUCAAAAACAAGGCGUCAUUACGGUAACAAUCGUAAUUUUAAUCGUGGUUCUGCAGACGACGGUGAUAAAGAUGAAGGUGGCGAAGACGAAAUUGUUAUGGAUGAAAAUGUUAACUCAAAAACAUACACUUUCAACGAUAUCCAAACAUUCGGUUAUAAAAAGGGUGAUAAAUUGAAUGUCACAAGUGAUACUACUCCAAUCAUACCAACUUUAGUGACUAAUCAAAACGGGAAAAACAUGAACAAUACCGAAUAUAGGAAAUAUUUAACGAACCAGAAAAAAUUGGCAAUGACAAAUUUUACAAAGCAAAAUACAAAUGUAAAUAAUGGUGGUAAUACCGCCCAGCCUGCUCCAAAUCCAAGAGCUAUGUCCCUGCAGACUUCUUACGCUAAUAAUACUCCAUAUUUUCAACAAUUCCAGCAGCAACAGCAACAGCAACAGCAAAUGCAAGGACAAGUACCAAAUCAACUGAAUCCUCAACAACAGCGUUUCCCACCUAUCCAAAAUGGGUUGCAGAAUAAUGCUAGCAAUAAUAUACGAGCAAAUUCAUUAAUGACCGGUAACCGUCCAAUGCAAAACUUCCAACAAAGACCUGUUAACAAUAGAUUACCUCUCCAAAACAAUCCGAUGCAAUAUCAGCCGAAUAACUCACCAGGACCCAAGCAAUCUCAAAUACCUCCCUAUCUACAACAACAGCAACAACAAUCACAGCAAGGUCCAAGAACCAUGUCACUAACUAAUCUUCCUUCGAACAGGCUUUCACCAACUAAUAAUUCAAGAUUGCCACCGUCAAUUCCACCUGGCCCAACCAUGCAAUCUACAGCAAUAGCUCCUAUGGUAAAUCCUCAAAUGCAGCAAUUUCAAAAUUAUAACGGAAUCCCACCGCAACCACACCAACCGACUCAACCGCAGCUGCAAAACCAAUCAUAUGGAUUAGCUAAUAAUACUACCGAUACUUCAAUGAUGGACCAAAACGCAAGUAACAAUACGUCGUCGACUUUGUCACAAUCUCAAAGUAACAAUCAAUUACAAACUGGUUCUAUCUCCUUACCAACACAAGCAAGAAAUGAGAGGGAAUUUUAUCAAAAAGCUGAAUCAAAUUUGUCCUCCUCAAACCCAUCUAUCGAUAGUCCACAAAAUACAGAAUCUAACGCUGAAUUUUCUUCUAAUCCAACUUCCAGUAAUACUAAUCCCUAUAGUAAUGAUCUAAUACGGGGAACAGAAAAUAAAAAUAAAUUAAAUAUUCUGAAGUUAUCUCAGCCACAACAAGAAGAAAGAGUACAACAACAACAACAACAACAACAACAACAACAACAACAACAACAACAACAACAACAACAACAACAACAACAACAACAACAACAACAACAACAACAACAAGAUCGCAUUAUGAAGGAAGAAGAAGAACUUAAAAUAAAAAAACUAGGAGAAAGAACAAGAACAGGAUUAAAUUUAAGACCAGUGAGUCUAUUACAGAACGGAUUACAAGAUCUCUCUUUGAACGAUGAUUCUGUCAAUUUCAAUUCGAACAGAAUAUCUAACGCUACAUAUCAAUCUACAUUUAGUGAUUCUCCUGUGAAGAAUAAUAUUUUGAAUAGACAAACUGGUAUGUAUAAAUUGGAAAAUACUACUGAUGUCAAUGAAUACGUGACAGCUCAAGAAUUCCCCUUUCAAAGAAACUCAAUACAAUCAAUUGAUGGUGCCAAUCGGCCAGCCACCGAUGAUAUUACAUCCACUGACGACAUUGAAACAUUGAAACAAUCUGAAAUUGUUGACACAAACGCAGAGGUAAAGAGAGAUUUUGAACCGACAGGCAAUAAGAGAGCAUCAUUAAUGAAAGUUUUUAAAAGAUUGUCGAAAGCUGAUGUGACAACAAGAGAUACCACCAAGUUAAGCAAAAGAAAUUCGAACAUUGUUAGUAUAAGUAGUUUCAAUAGUGCAGUCGAUGAUACUUUCCAAAAUAAAAAUGAUCUAAUUUUAUCAGCACAGCUUGUGCAAGAAAAGGAGGAACCCAAUAAUAAAGUAUUGAAUGAAGCUGAACAUCACAAUGCAGAAAGUAGCCGUCAAGCAUCAUCGAUGUAUUCAGAAGCUGCGGAAGUGAAAAACAAUGAUAGUCAAGAAGAUCAUACGUUCCACAAUAACCCAUUUAAGAGAGAUAAGAAGGAUAUUCGUACUUCAUCAGUGACAGCUCCGAUAGUGACAGCACCGAUCAGUGAUGCAGAUGAAGCCAGAGAGAUCAGUGACGGUCCAAUUGAUGAAGUUGAUGACUUUGUCUUUGAUAAUACUGCACCAAAGGAAUAUGAACCAAGCUAUACCGCACCGAACAAGUCAGAAAGAAGGAAGACUUUAUUGAUUUCUGGGGAGCAAUUAAACAUAAUUAACGAGAAUCGUGAAUUGAUAAAGGAGUUGACACUAGUAUCUACUGAGUUGGCUGAAUCUAUUAAAAGAGAAACGAUAUUAGAAUCUAGACUUCGUAAUGGCAAUAAUGGAAACGAUAUGAAUGGUCAAAAUGAUAAUGUUAAUGGGAAUAUGGACAGAGAAAUAUCGUUAGAUGAUUUUGAAAUAGAACUUCGAAAGAAAUCAAGUAAGAUUGUAGAAUUAAUUCAGCAAUUAAAUGAUGAAAGAUUGAAAAGGUUUAUUGCAGAAGAACAAGUGUUAUUACAAGAGAAUGGAGUGCAACCAAGUUCAAUUGAACUAAUUCAAACGAUAACUGAUUUGAAACAAUCAAUCGAGAUGAAAGACGAGGAGGUUAAAACAUUAAAAGAACAAUUAGAAAAUAUACAGGCGCAUCAUUUAUAA
Molecule: messenger RNA, 3462 nt
Organism: Naumovozyma dairenensis CBS 421
Lineage: Eukaryota; Fungi; Ascomycota; Saccharomycetes; Saccharomycetales; Saccharomycetaceae
Gene: EPO1
Product: Epo1p
Exons: 1
Coding region: 1-3462 (1153 amino acids)
Source: RefSeq, a predicted model, not a curated record